AUGUCUCUUCUCAACAAAAUACUGCUCAUUGCAUUACUCAUAUCCAGUUCCACUGUUAAUGGAUACAAUCGAAGACACAUGAAAAAAGAUUAUUCACAGGAGAAACGUCUCCUCCAACUUCUACGUGCUUUGGAAUACGAUUUCGAUGAACGUACAAUUCACAGCAAGAGACUUGAGCCAGCGGGCGAUUGCACAGCAGAUAUCUUGCAGGGAUAUCAAUGGGCCGGGAAAGCGGAGAUGAAUAUUCCAGGAGUUGAAUCGCAUCAAAUUUGUAUGGAUAAUUGUGAUAUGAAUGAGAAAUGUAUGGGAUGGUCAUACAAAGCAGAUGCUCGAAUGUGCUGGGGACUAAACUCAAUAACCGGUGUUAUUGCAGUACCAGGCGUCAAUUCAGGAUCAUGUGUUGGACAAAAUUUAAAAGCAAAAUGUGAAGAGAAGAAAGAAGGACAAUAUCUUUCUAACACCAUUAAAACACUCGAAAACAUCGACACAGUGGAGAUUUGUAUGCAACGUUGUGACGAAGAAAACCUAUGCUUUGGAUGGCUUUAUGACGGAAACGGCAAGAGCUGCUAUCUUGCUAGCUCUUUGGGUGAAUUUCAGCCAGGCCCAGGCUUUUUAACUGGAUCGUGUAUUGCCACACAAAAGCGUAUUCGACUUGCUGAUCCUUUGAAAGUCUUUCGAAAAGAAAUCCUCCAACGACACAAUAUCAAACGAAAAGAUCAUUGUGUUGGUGAUUUAGCACUCGAUGAUAAUCUCAACACAGUUUCGCAACAGUUUGCUGAGAAACUGGCUGCUGCUGAUGUCACCCCACCUGACUAUGAUGCAACAAAGAUGCAAGCAGUCUACUACGGUAAAGGCGAUAUCGCUCUUAAUGGUGCUAUCGUUGUCGAUAACUUUUACAACGAGAACAAAUUCUACAACUAUGAGAAACCGGACUUUUCAUCAACGAGACAUUUUCCAAAGAUCAUCUGGAAAAGUUCGAGCAAGUUGGGAGUUGGUCGAGCAUUCACAGUCGAUAAGAAGUCGAUGUUUGUUGUGAUCACUUAUGAUUCAACUGACACUCUUACCGAUUCAUCAUACCAAAGCAAUGUGCAAAAGAAAUGUUCAUAA
Messenger RNA from Adineta ricciae, 1107 nucleotides. NCBI's taxonomy places the organism in Eukaryota, Metazoa, Rotifera, Eurotatoria, Adinetida, Adinetidae. The record is from the annotation of a GenBank genome assembly.